Molecule: messenger RNA, 1260 nt
Organism: Hydractinia symbiolongicarpus
Lineage: Eukaryota; Metazoa; Cnidaria; Hydrozoa; Anthoathecata; Hydractiniidae
Exons: 2
Coding region: 1-1260 (419 amino acids)
Biological process (GO): DNA integration; DNA recombination
Molecular function (GO): DNA binding
Source: RefSeq, a predicted model, not a curated record
AUGUUUACUGAUGCUUCACAGCGUGGCCUGGGAGGUUUUUACAAUGGGAAAUGGUUUUCUAUACCUUUCGAUAACUCUAAUAGUUACAGUAUUACAUUCCUUGAGUUACUUGCGGUUGUAAUUGCCGUGACUACUUGGGGUGCACAAUGGGUUGAUACCAAAAUUACUAUCUACACAGACAAUGAAGCCAUUGUGCACAUAUGGAAAACGGGCUCUUGUCAACCAGUUCAAGAAGCAGUGUACAUACGCCGAGCCGCACCCCACCCCUCUUUCGCCGUUGAUCCUGGACCUCUUAGAGCAACCAUGAAUAAUUUUCUUGAUGCUGCGCUUUCACCAAAUACCAGACUUACUUACCGUGAUGGACUAAAAUCUUAUAGAAUGUUUUGCAAUCAAUUUCGGUUUCCGAUGUUCCCGCUAGUUCAAUUAAGACUCCAAUUGUAUGUCACCUUUAUGUCCGCUCGUGUUAAAUACUCUACAAUCAAAGUAUACUUGUGUGGUAUACAGUACCAAAGCUUGGUUUCCGGCUUCAGAGAAAAAAUUUCAGACAUGGGUAUACUAUUUUACGUGUUGAGGGGAAUUCGGCGAACAGAAAAUACCAUUACACGACGGAGAGCACCCAUCACACCAUCCCACUUACAGGAAAUGUUAACAUUUAUUUAUAAAUCCAGAUUUACACCUUCUGAUAAAGCUAUGUGGAAAUGCCUAGUUUUGUUCGCAUAUUUUGGCCUUUUAAGAGUAUCAGAGUAUGUUUGCCCAUCAAAAACAACAUUUGAUUCAAAAAUUCACCUAUCUCCAUCUGAUUUUUGCCUCUCUUCGUGUAGUGGUACCCUUACCAUGACAAUUAAAAGCUCCAAGACUGACCCCUUUCGGAAAACAUUUAAAAUUUGUUUUGGACGAAUUGGCGGUAGCAUGUGCCCAUUGGCAGCGUUCUCCCAGUAUCUUGUGUACAGGGGUACCCAUUGUGGUCCCUGGUUUGUCUUAUCCACUGGAGAAUUCGUUACAAGGAAAUUGGUUUGUGCUUUUUUAAAAAUUAGUGUUACAGACAGCCUUGACCUCAAUACACAUAGUUUUAGAAUUGGUGGGGCGUCGGCAGCAGCGUCCUGUGGUAUACCAGAUUCCGCAAUUAAGAUUUUAGGAAGAUGGUCCAGUGAUUGUUACCGUCGAUAUAUACAUCUCCCAGACAGAGUUCUUAAGAAUUGGUGUUCCAACAUGGCUAACCUAAAAGACGUGCCCAAGUUGUGGGAUAUACGUUUUGUAUAA